This is a messenger RNA of Paramisgurnus dabryanus, 1585 nucleotides long. The record is from RefSeq and is a predicted model, not a curated record. Lineage: Eukaryota; Metazoa; Chordata; Actinopteri; Cypriniformes; Cobitidae.
CUGUCACAAUCAUCAUGGCAUGUGAACAUAAACCGUGCUCAGUUAAGAGCUGCCAGAUGUUGCCAGAUGUGGUGACAACAGAAACACAGUCUUUAUUGCUUGUGAAGAAACUUCUAGCCAUUGCUGUCUCAAGCAUCACUUACCUGAGGGGUCUUUUUCCAGAAAAGGCCUAUGGAACUAAAUAUGUUGGAGGUAAAUGUAAUACAUCAUAUGGACAAAAAGCGACAAAAAUCCUCACCCACCAAUGGCAAGAGUGUGUGUGUUUUACAGAGCUUAAAGUGCUGAUUUUGCGUGAACAAAGCUGCCCUGGUGCUCAACAGAUUGUGCAUUGGUUGCAGGGAUGUUUCGAUGCACUUCAACAAAGAUAUCUGCGCAUGGUUAUUUUAUCAAUUUACUGUGACCCAGAAAAUCCACAGAAAGUAACUGAAUGUUACCAGUUUAAAAUCAGAUACACAGAGAAGGGACCGCAGAUUGACUUUGAGAGCAAAAAUGGUCAAAGUUUGACUACAAUGCCCGGUGACGACACACAGAAAUCUUGUAUGCUGCUGGUGCGCAAACUUUACAUGCUCAUGCAAAAUCUCGGCCCGCUCCCUGACAAUGUCUGCCUCAGUAUGAAACUCUUGUACUAUGAUCAGGUGACCCCUCAGGAGUAUCAACCACCUGGCUUCAAAGAAGAUGACAGUGGGACAUUGGUAUUUGAAAGGGAAUCAAUCAAACUGACCAUGGGACAGGUGGAUACACCUUUUCACAGCCUCAGACUGAAUGUCACAACUGAGCGAAAGAGACUUGAGUCGGUGGAUGAUGAUGUGGAAGUCUGCGGGAGUACCAAAUGGCUUUUGAAGUUUGAGGAUGAGGCGAUGUCCCAGACCACCGUUGAGCAGGAGGACAUGACAAAGAAGAAUGUCAUCAGUGAUGCUGGCAUUGAAAACUCAGAAAGCUCACAACAGGCUCACACAAGUAACAAAGAGGUUCUCAUAACAAAUAGAAAGGAAAAACUGCAGAAUUCACCACAGAUGGACAAUCUGGUAAAAAAAACUGCUGAUCUUAUGAGGGAUGCCAGGAAAAGCCAGAGUAUACGCAACAUUGAACCUCAGAUCUCCAAGUUUGUGUUUCCAUUAAGCCAGGAUCCCCAGCCGUCAGCACCCAAGAGGCGCAAAUUCAGUGUUCCCAAAUAAUACCAGUAACACACUCAUAAUUACUCGUGAUAUUACGUACAUACAGUGACCUACAGACAUAUGCCUUGUUAUUGUAAGUUAAUUUGAUUCAUUCAGUUGUGAAUAUGCGUUGCAAAAGGUUCUCUCAGACAAAAGGUUAUGGUUUAAGUGCACAUAACAAAAUUAGUGCACAACUUUUUUUUGUUAUUGUUAAUUGUCCAGACAAACCUCAAUAAACAUUUCAUUUGUGCUUUAAAUGCCAGGAGAGUUUAAGUCAGCAUUGCUGGAUUUUUGUCACAGCAGCCACCAUGUAAAGCUUCUAUUCGUCCACUAGAUGGCAACAAACACAUUAACAAAAAUUGAUAAAUUCUGACCUGAUAACAUAGAGCUAGUUUGCUUAAAGAAAAAUGAUUAAAUCUUAAAAUAACUAA